This is a messenger RNA of Oppia nitens, 1072 nucleotides long. Its product is annotated as ester hydrolase C11orf54 homolog. The coding region runs from base 116 to 1072 and encodes 318 amino acids. The transcript has 4 exons. Gene Ontology annotation, molecular function: hydrolase activity, acting on ester bonds; zinc ion binding. Gene Ontology annotation, cellular component: nucleus. The record is from RefSeq and is a predicted model, not a curated record. Lineage: Eukaryota; Metazoa; Arthropoda; Arachnida; Sarcoptiformes; Oppiidae.
UGUACUGUUUGAUGAAAAUGUGUUUUAAAAAUGUAUUAAAUGUUUACUUAAAGUAAUAUUGAUAUGAAUUCAUGUGAUUUUAAAUGUCGAUUAAAUAUAUAGUAAAUGAUAUAAAAUGUUUAGCGGACAUAAAUUGGGUUUAACUUAUAGAAAGUUGGAUUUAAACCCUCCUUCUCUUGAAGAGGUUAGUCAUGUACUUAGAGUUGGCUUAAAGGAAGACUUUGAGGUGAUUGAUGUGUCGGUAGUUGAGUGUCCAGAUUUGAGACAAUCACCAUUUCAUUUGGCACAAAGAGGUUUAAGUGGCAAUGAAAAGAUUGCAGAUAUUGGAGGUGUGCCUUAUUUGGCACCAAUUGUUCAAAGAGACAAAUAUUACUCAUUCAAAGACAUGGUAUCUGUGAUGGAAAUGAAUGAAAAAGCCUUUUUCAUAGGAGCCGGUGCCGGACCUUUCAAAGAGGUUCAAACUAAUUGCGAACUAAUGCCUAACAUAUCAUUUGAAAAUAAUUGUAAUGAUAUUACAAAUAAAACACAUUUUGCAAAGAUUGACGAAAAGGGUGGAUGUGAGCUGUCAUUAGUAAAGACUAUGGAUUUUGCUCUGUUAUGUAAUUUGUUUGCAUCUGAAGGCCAAACGGGUCCCGUAAUUAAAGUAUCGGCCAAAAAGAGGAUCGGGUCUAACAAUUUUGUUUCAACUAUUAGAGAAAUUUUAGCCAAACAUUAUGAUAAAAGACCAGUUAGUUUAGGCGGCGUUUUCUUAAUUAAGUCCGGUUCCGCUAAACUUCAUAUUAUGCCUGACUUUAGUAAAACACCGCUCAAUACAAAUGAAGACGUGAAUAAUUGGCUUAAAUAUUAUACAAUGGACUCACCAUUGAUCUGUUUGAGUGUCUUUCAUUCAUUUGAUCCACAAUUAGAUCUUCGUAUUGAACACACUCACUGUUUUAGUGAUCAUAAUCAAGGAGGACAUUAUCAUUAUGAUACUACUCCUGAUGAAGUCGAAUAUGAAGCAUAUUUCAAUGUCGCCAAACAGAUAUACAGAAUCGAUUCACCCGUUGUUACUCACAAUAUUGGAAGAGAUUGA